Molecule: messenger RNA, 1087 nt
Organism: Rosa rugosa (rugosa rose)
Lineage: Eukaryota; Viridiplantae; Streptophyta; Magnoliopsida; Rosales; Rosaceae
Product: calcineurin B-like protein 7
Exons: 5
Coding region: 45-494 (149 amino acids)
Biological process (GO): calcium-mediated signaling
Molecular function (GO): calcium ion binding; kinase binding
Source: RefSeq, a predicted model, not a curated record
AUGUUGGUACUUGGUUUACUACUGAAAUUUGCACUUGUACAUGUAUGAUCACACCUCUAGUUUUUUCCAGGAGCUAUGUGAUGCUUGCAAUUGCAGGGCUUUCCCCCUCUAUAUUGAAGUGUAGUCCUGUGGCUUUGAAUUGCAAUGAGCGUGGUCUUGGUCUUACAAACGGAGCUCCAGAACUAUAUGGAAGCAGGCUACAAAAAGUUUGUGAAAGCUAUGUUGCUCAGCUGCAACUGUGCCAGGUAAAGGAGAUGGUGCUAGCCCUUUUGCGUGAAUCAGAGCUGGCACUUACCUAUGAUGUUAUUGAAUCAAUCGCUGACAAGACAAUGAUGAAGGCAGCUUUAAAAGGAGAUGGAAAAAUUGAUCAAGAAGAGUGGAAGGAAUAUGUGGCAAAACAUCCAUCUCUUAUAAAGAAUAUGACUCUUCCAUAUCUACAGGACAUAACAAUAGCAUUUCCCAGCUUUGUGCUCAACACCGAAGUUCAAGAUUAGAUAUGGUUGCAUGGUAAAGAUACCAGAGUACCACUGUAGCAAAGCCUUUUCUCCGUGGAUGUCUCAACACAUCUAGUAAUGAGGCUCCAUGUCCGAGGGCCGAGGCAGCAGUACUGGCACCGGUUGAUUGAGACGGUUGAUUGAGAGGCAUCAGCCACAAAUAUAUAUAUGGCAAUGGCUCCGGGUGGAUCAUAAUGAAUCCUCCAUCGGUCUCAGCCUCAGGCACAACAUCAACCCACGCCUGAGUACGGUACAAAGAAAUUAGACGCAUGCACAUUCAUUAACACGAUUUGAAGGAAGAAACAAUUGAAUGGAGAACGAGAUUCUUGAAUGAAGAAUCUAGCAACAAAAAAUAUAGAAGUCAUGGUUAAUCAAGGAUUCAAGGGAUCGCCAGAACAAAAAAGAAUGGAGAACGAAACUAUAUAGAUCAAGCAGAUCUAAUUUAUCAUAAGUUAUUAACUGAGCGAAUAACAGAUACUUCGAUCACUUGGUAAACAAAACAAUUGGAUUUUAUAAGUUUCUUUCACCGGAUCGAUCACCUUUACAUAGAACAAUUUGAUGAGAAAAAGUUGAAAAUGGCAUAAAGUUUUCGU